CAUCCUAUUCACUAGACCAUGCUGUCUCCUACUGGGAGGAUCAAAAUGACUUGGAUUCCCACAUAUUGAACUCCCAAACUAUCAAUAAAUGUCAUCUAAGCCUCCAAAAUCUUCUCAACCCUCUCUGAUUGCUCAUCAUUUCAUCCCUCGCCCCACCCCGUCCCUGUUGUCUGUUUCCCUACCUUCCCUAAAUCCAACCCCUUCCCCAAUCUCAGCAAAAAAGUCCAAACCCUAUGCCCCCAAUAUCUCAGGACUAAAAGGGCAGAUUGGUAAAGUCAGAAGGCCAGAGAUUGAUGAGUAGGGACUCCGUGCAUGGAGAAGAAGGGGAUCUCACCUGUGUAAAAUCUGGAGCAAAUCAGCAAGAGAGGAAAGAACAGCGGCAGCAGAGCAGCUGGGUGUCUGAGCUGAGAAGCAGAGAGCAUCUAGCAGCAACAGCAGAGAGUGAUCCCCAAACUCCCCCUCGCACCCGACCCAGCAGCCAAGUACAAGCCUGGCCAGUACAAAAGAGAUUGAGAGGGAUUCUACAAGCAAUGGAUUUGCAACAGCUGAUGAGCCCCCUGCGAGAGGAGGGGGAGGGAAGAUUGCAGUCGAGCCCACCCACCCCACACGAGAGCAGGAGGUGAGUACUGGCUCUUUGUGAGCGGCAGGCUGCAUAAGAAGAAAAGUGGUGGUGGGAAAAUGCCAGGCUGCCUGCAGGAGACUUGGAAAGGAGCGAAAGGUUGGAGCACUUAUGACCGGGGAUCUAGCUGCGCUUGUAAGAGUUCAAGAGCUGGAAGGGUCGCAGUUUGUGCUUCCAAGAUGCAAGAGGAGGAAUAAAGAGGAAGCGGUUUGUGUGCCGAUGGGGACGUAGCACCAAUGAGAUCUCUGGGGACAGCAGGACAAAGGGAACUCAUGGAUGGGCUUUACCUGCUAGGAGCGGGAGAUGGGCUGGAGAUGAUCAAUGACACCCUCAGCAAGAAGAGUUGGGUGGAGGACGACAACUCGGAGCUGUCCCUGCGGGUGGUGAUGGCUGCCCUGCUCUUCCUCCUCAUCCUCUCCACCUUGCUGGGCAACACCCUGGUGUGCGUGGCUGUGAUCAAGUUCCGGCACCUGCGCUCCAAGGUCACCAACUUCUUCGUCAUCUCGCUGGCUGUCUCCGACCUGUUCGUGGCCGUGCUGGUGAUGCCGUGGAAGGCAGUCGCUGAGGUGGCUGGCUUCUGGCCUUUUGGGGGCUUCUGUGAUGUCUGGGUGGCCUUUGACAUCAUGUGCUCCACAGCCUCCAUCCUCAACCUGUGCAUUAUUAGUGUGGACCGGUACUGGGCCAUCUCUAGCCCCUUCCGCUACGAGAGGAAGAUGACCCAGCGGGUGGCUUUCAUCAUGAUUGGGGUGGCUUGGCUGCUCUCCAUCUUGAUCUCCUUCAUCCCUGUGCAGCUGAGGUGGCACAAGGCCAAUGAGCUCCUUGCUCAGCAGGAGCCAGGCUCCAACUUCACACAGGGCUCAGAGGAGAACUGCGACUCCAGCCUCAACAGGACCUAUGCUAUCUCCUCAUCCCUCAUCAGCUUCUACAUCCCCGUCGCCAUCAUGAUCGUCACAUACACCAGGAUCUUCCGCAUUGCUCAGCGGCAGAUCCGCAGGAUCUCCUCUCUGGAGAGAGCCGUGGAGCAUGCCCAGAAUUGCCACAGCAAUGACUGCCCCCACGAGGCCUCCCUGAAGAACUCUUUCAAAAAGGAGACCAAAGUCCUCAAGACCCUCUCCAUCAUCAUGGGCGUCUUUGUCUUCUGCUGGCUGCCCUUCUUUGUGCUCAACUGCAUGGUGCCCUUCUGCGACCUUGACCUGCAUGAUCCUGGGGAGUUGCCCUGUGUCAGCGAGACAGUCUUCAACAUCUUUGUCUGGUUUGGCUGGGCCAACUCCUCUCUCAACCCCAUCAUCUAUGCCUUCAAUGCUGACUUCAGGAGGGCCUUUGCCACCAUCCUGGGCUGCGGCCGCCUCUGCCCCAGCAACGCAGUGGAGACUGUGAAUUUCAGCAACGAGCUGGUCUCCUACCACCAUGACACCACCUACCAGAAGGAUGUAGUGACCCUCAGCUACCCGCACCUUCUCCCCCAUGCCACCCUGCAGGCAGAAGACAAUGAGCUGACUUUUGACAAAGUGUCCCAGAUCUCCCAGACCUCCCACAACAACCAUGCCGACGCCGUCUUGCCAGCCGUGGUCCACGUGGAGUGCGAGAUGGAUAUAUCACUGGAGAAGAUCACUCCCUUUACCUCCAGUGUGCUGGAUUGAAAGGGGAUCAGGAGAGGGAGUGGGGGCGGGGAGAAGGGAUAUGGCGGAGAGAGGUCUGCAGAAAUUGCCCAGUUUCUGGGGAGUGUGCAUACAGGGGAGGGAUGGGGAGAGGAAUUGCUACCCCUCUGGCUGGGAAGGAGUUAGUAUGUAUGUAUGUAUUAGCAAAUAUGUUGGUGUCUUCCUUUGUUUCUCUGAUAUACUCAGAAAAGUGACUUUCUAGGGGACUGGAUGGCUCAGGGAAUGGCACUUUUCACUUCAAGUCCAUGGGUUCAAACCCAGGGCCAACCCAGGUUGGUAGUGAAUGGAAGUGGUUGAUGUCUGGGUGCCUUAUGUCAAAUGAGUUUGGUGGGUCUCAGUGUAGUUCCUAGGAAAAAAGAAAAAUCCCUUGUCAUAGUUGUCAGUAGCUUCCUCUGGGAAACCAUGGACUUGAACAGGCUCCUGAGACAGAGGGGAAGUGAGGGAGUUUAGGAGGAGAAGUGAGGGAGUUUGCCCUACUGCUGCUUCUCCCAGUCCUGUGGCGAAACAAAUGCUUUCAGUCUCCCGGGCUACUAAUGUGACACAGAAAAUGCAACAAACCAGAGGGACUGCUGCCUGCAUGAUUGUUCAUUGGAGCAGGCUGGGCUGGGUAAUGCUAUCAGCUCCAUGGGUGUGACAGCCCUACCUAUCCUGUCAGCCUUUAGCUGUGGAGACCAACUUCUCUUGUGAAGUCGCCUGUGUAGGGGAGAUAGAAUUGCUUUACAAGCCACCUUGAUCCUGGCCUUUUUCCCAGCCCCCUCGCUCACAUCUGUGUGCUUGUGCUACAGGCAGCCAUCCCCUGAGACUAGCAAACAACAGGGAACAGGCAGCUAGGACACCUGGGUUCUGUUCCUGGCUUUGGGAGGGGAAGAUGGUCUAGAGUUUAGGACAGGUAACCCAGGAGUCCUGACUCCCAGCUCAAGGGGGAGUGUUUAGAACAAGGUUCUGGGUAUUAGGAAGUUGGGAUGCUAAGGCAGAAAGGUAUUGUUGUUGCUAUGUUCUCCUGCUCCUCUUUGGGAAGUUGAGUAAAUAGGCACCAGUUCAGCUGUGAGGAGAUGUCUCACUCCUUCAUCGAUCUGGCUCAGGCAGAUUAUCUUCCAGGCCAAUACAAAUACAUGGCCCAUUGGAUUGGAGCUUUCAGGCUGCACUCGGCUGCAGUAAUGGGCCCAAAGGCUGUAGUGCUCUGGCUCAUUGCUGUCGGAUGCUGUGUGCUAAGGGUUUGGUCCUGCAUUUGGGGCAGAACCACAGGUUCUGAAGUGGUGCUGAACACGCUUCGGUCCUUUCUCCACUUGCACUUAUGCCGUGUUCAGUUCCACCACACCUGUUGCUUAUCGCUGUUGUCAGCCAAGGGGGCAUUUUCUGUCGCAACGGAGGUUACUGACUCCAGUCUGAGUCCUUUGUGUGCAGGGAGUGGAGGAAAGAGUCAGACCCCCGGUUUUAGGGGGGAAGAGGUUGUUCCUCUGCUUCCCCCUAUUCUCCAUCAGUCACACUCGCUCUAGUCUUUCUUCUCCAUUUUCCCUGCAGUCUCUCAACUUCACAGUCUUUCCAAACCCCCCCCCCUCCGCACACACACACACACACACACACACACACUACCACCUCUCCCCAUUACAUUAGAUCCUGGUGCACUGUCUCAUUUCAAUAACAAUAGCUUUCUGAGAAUCUCUUUCCUCACUCACCUGUACUUUUUAAUUAGCAUCUUCUUUGCAUAUUCUGACUUGUCUGGUUGCUCCAGUACAGCAGUACCAGACAGUGUGUGUGUGUGUGUGUGUGUGUGUGGGAUAUGGGAGAAGCCCCCGCCAUUGCAUUGUAAAACAUGACACCGAUUGAUCGUUUUUACAAUGUUUUGAUAGGGGAUUGGUUAACCAGUGCAGCAAAAAUGGCAUGUCCACCUUAGCCUGAAUCCAGGUGCCUCCGCUCUCUGGCAUCUGCAGCUCCUUAGCACUGCCAAAGCCGUUCGUUCUCUCUUCCCAAUAAGCCUUAACAAAGAGAAAUCAGAAGGUGAUAAUUACAGACUAACUGUAAUUAUUAGAGACAGUCAAGUCACAGCGCAGUCAGUGUGGGAGGGGAGCAGAAGUGUGGGGUCCUCCCUAGGAUAGCUCUGCCGAAGCACUCACAGGACGGAACUUAUACCACCUCUUCAUACAGCAGGGUUGUCUCUCUAGUGGUUAGAGCAGAGUCAGGAUGCCUGGGUUCUAUUCCCAGCCAUGGGGGAGGGGAGUCUAAUGGCCAGAGUAGGAGCAGGGAUUGGGAGUCAGGAUUCCUGGGUGCUGUGCUCUUUGGGAUGGUCAUUUACUAUACGUUUAUCCAGUACUUAGCACAAUGGGCCCCUCCCAGGUGGAGGCAUUACUGCAGGAGUAGGCAACCUAUGGCACACGUGCUGAAGGCGGCAUGCGAGCUGAUUUUCAGUGGCACUCACACUGCCCAGGUCCUGGCACCAGUCCGGGAGGGCUCUGAGUUUUAAUUUAAUUUUAAAUGAAGCUUCUUAAAUAUUUUAAAAACCUUAUUUACUUUACAUACAACAAUAGUUUAGUUAUAUCUUAUAGAAAGAGACCUUCUAAAAACAUUAAAAUGUACUACUGGCACGCAAAACCUUAAAUCAGAGUGAAUAAAUGAAGACUCGGCACACCACUUCUGAAAGGUUGCUGACCCCUGCAUUACUGCAUUAUAUGAUGAUUAAUUAUACUAUUCCCAGCUGUGGGAGAGGAGUAUUUUCCAGUGGUUAGAGCAGGGGGAACACUGGGAGUCAGGACUAUUCCACUGCUUACCUGGACAAGGCACUUCACCUCUCCAUCUCAGCAUCCCAUCUCUGAUGAGGGUCUAAUACCUAACCCACAGCGAUGUUGUGCGAGGCUUAAUCCAUGAAUGUUUGUAAAGUGCUUUGAGAAGGGCAACUCAUUCAUAAUAUUCUUGUUACCCUAUGACAAAAGUUGGGUGAACUUGCCGCGUGUCUGACAACCGAGGACUCAGCUCUUUGACGGGGGGUUAGCCGGGCGGGAGCGGACAAGCAGAGGUGGGCAGUGGCUGUUGUUUAUUAUCUGCAUAGAAACAGAGAGACUUUGCCUUUGUGUGUGCAUGUUGGGGGAGGGGCAAUGGUAAGGAUUCUUCGCCCCCCUCGUUCUUCAGAAGCCCCCGGCUCCUCAGGGCUGGUUCUUCCCUUCACUGACUGUACAAUGGAUCAUUCCCACCCAGCUCUGACUGUGACCUCCGUCAGAGCCCCCCAUGGCCAAUGUUUUCCUGGUGCUGCAGUCCAACUGCCCAGGGCGUGGCAAUGACUGAACUGGGCCAGUGGCCUUCAGGGCAUUGUACUGGUCACUCUGUGCUACAGCCGCUUCCAGGGAUCAGGCUAGGAAAUGGACGGCAACUUCCAAACCACAUGCGUGUUUCUGUGUUUAACCAGGAUUUUCUUAGUCUGGCAAAAAAAAUACAUCUCGCUCCUUUCAGUGCAGUGCGGUUUCCUUGUGGGUUUCCUGCACAGGAGGAUGGGAUUGCAGUCUGCGUUGGAGCAGAGGUAUUGUGGGACCGAGGUAGCAUUUGUCCGCUCCCAUCCUGCUGAGGGCACCUCAGUAUACACUCGGGGAUCCCACAGCAAUACAAGAGGAUGAGUCAGCCAAUGAGCCCAGGCCCUGCUUCUGAGCUGCACCUUCCACGAUACUCAGCUUAUUAGGGGUGGGGGCAAAGGUGGCUGUAGCCCCUGGUGUACCCAGCAAUGGUCCAUCACCGCCAAUUGGCUCUGUCUUCUGUGUUGCCUCCCUUUAAUGCUGCGAGGCUCUAGGCUGGGGCCAGGAAAACAUCUGGGUUGAACCUAUUCCUAAAUGGCAAUCUCCAAGCUUAGUGUCCAUAGGCUCACUUUUGCCAUGAUUCUCCAUCAUCCUCUCGCCCACCCCUAUGGCCCUAGAGAUCCUUCUCGUUUGUGGUCAUUAUGUGAUGCCCCUUGGAGCACUCCAGCCACAUUCUACCUUA
This is a messenger RNA of Chrysemys picta bellii (western painted turtle), 6237 nucleotides long. Lineage: Eukaryota; Metazoa; Chordata; Testudines; Emydidae. The record is from RefSeq and is a predicted model, not a curated record.